CAAGAAGGGAAUAAAGUACUCAUUUCUCACUAAUACAUCUUGUUUAUUCAUGACAAUCUCGCAUCCGAAAGAGUUCAGAACUUGGGCCAUCAUCAGGAUGAUGUAGUUCAGUUUCCUGAUUGAGUUCCCUACUUCAACUUCGGCAGCAUCUUCUCUUGAACAUAUCAUUCCACAGAUUUGGAUAGGAAUUAGGAUGGGCCUGCCAAUAACUUAGAAAGCCUAAGAUUCUUUAUCAACGGUCACGACUGUAAGACCCAUUCCAUUAUUACACAACAGUUACACUUCUGCCAGUGCCAUAAUCAGAACUAAGCUAUAUUUCAACAUGGAAUGCUUCAAACAAUUCGUCAAGUUAUUGGCCUGUGGAAUUCUCAUUCUACAGUGUUUUCGAUGUUCCCUUGCUGCUGAAAUAGGUUUAACGUCAUCCAUACUUUGUCCGCAGAACUCCCAGGGCACUCAAACAGCAUAUCGACCACAAUCUUGUACUCUGACAAUUGAUGUGACUGGUACUAGUGCAGACAAUGUAACAAAAUUACCCCUGGAAGUAAAAAUAGAAAUACCUAUGGAGUCGAGCCCCAGGCAGUCCUGCAAAACCUUAUACAAUGGCACAUCUGUUUCAUGUGGUCCUAACGUGACGUACAGAUAUGUGAAAGCCAUUGUAAAUACCAGCAACAUCGACGAUGUUAAAAUAAUUGGAACUGGAAGCAUCGGCACUUACAGUAGUCCAUUUAAUGGGACUGAACCUUUUAACUUAACUAGCCUAGCUAGUAACUCGCCAACACUUUCGCCAUACGGACUCUUGUUCAACUUCACAAGCUUCAACGGUGGACUGGACACAGUGAAACUUGAAGUGAAAUUCACAUUUCCAAUUGCUCGCCCAACUGUUGGCGAAACGAUCGUAUUUAAAAUUCUGGCCACAUAUAACACAACUCCCCCUCUUGAUUCGUCUUCUUCGUUACUAUUAAUCGGGACUGCGCUUAAGUUCAAUUCAUUUAAAUGGAAUACAACAUCUGCUCUUGAGGCUGGAAAUUAUGUCAAAGUGACUGCAGUUGUUGGACAUGAUAAUGGAUCAACUGUUGAUGCUAAAGCUGCUCAGGUGACUUUAACAAGCCUACCAACUGGAUAUGAUUGCACUCAGUCAGAUGUUACCCUUCCCAAUGGUACCAAGACGGCUAUACUGGUAACGUCUCUGCUCUCCGGCUUUACAAUCGGUAAUGUUGUCCAAGCUCCUCCACAGAACUUCACCAUCGAGAUGUAUUGUCAUCUUACAGUUGCUGUACUGAUUCAAGAGAUUGCCACAAUUGGCAUAACUGUGUCAUAUACUGGUGAAAAAUAUCCAAACAAGCCACAUUCUCUUUAUGGAAGUAUAUCAAAAGCGACAAAGUCCAUAGAAAUUACGGCCAAUACUUGUAAUUUCCCGACUACAUUCCACGUGAAUGAAGAGGUGAAAUGUCAGACAGUGUUUAUGAUGCCAUUGGGGACGAUGAAGUUUCAGGGCCAUUGCAUUGAGGCAACGGUCGGGCCAAGCAAUGAGUCUCCAGUCGAAGGGAAAGCUAGCACAAUAACCCCAAAUGCUGUCAUCCAAUACAACCCUAAUGUAGGAGGUGGAUUCACGACUGGAAACAGCAGACGGAAACGUGCGGUCAGUCCAACUUACACGUUUUACAUCAGGCGGGAUAUAGGCAUAUUGACCAACCCAAUUAUCGGAGGAGUUUCUGGGGCGACUGUUACAUUGAAGACGACCUUUGCAGCAACAAGGCCCAGUGGUGCAGUGUCCGGUACACUCUAUCCAUUCUUGCAAGUGAAUAGCAACAAGGCAUAUCUCAAUAUGUUUGGUAUCACCAUCACGCGUCCGAACCUGCAAGUUACUAAGAGUGUGUCGCUUGCGGAUGCCACAACAAAUCCGCAGCGUGUCAAGUUUGAAGUAGAUGUCAAUCAUGUGUCGUCAUCAACAGCAUCUGCAUCAAAUGUCGUUAUCAGCGACGAUGUAAGGAACUUUGAUACGUACACGUCGAGUGGAAUUACUCCGAAUGUGGGGACUCCUGGCUUCACCAUACUGGCGAACACCAUUCAAUAUACAAAAGGAAGCUUAGGCUUGGGCCAGUCUUUGGCGAUGAAGUAUGUUGCCGGGCCUAAAGGGACAGGGGAGACCUAUCUGCCAGUGGGUGACACAACUAAACAAGUCUUACUCAGUUAUGAGAUGCAGUACAUGGAUACUGCAGGCAAUCCGCAAACAGUCAAAUUUGUUGAUUCUGCCAGUGUUUGUCUGACUAGGAAUGGAACAAUAGUAACUUCAACGGCCAACCUGUACGGCUUUGCCAUUCUGACUGCAUUCUUUGGCCUUUUGGCGGGAGCACUGAUAGCGCUAGUCAUCUGGGUCCUGGUCAUCUGUGUGUGUAAGAAGGGGAUCAAGUCCGAAGUACAGCCGGCAUCAGAAGCAGAGAUGAAGGAUCUCAAGUCGAAGAUGAGGACAGUGAUGACGGAUCAUAAAGAGGCCAUGAGGAAGACUGGCAACCUCAUCAAAGAUUACAGCUUGAUUGGAGUGGAUGAAAGCAUUGUAUUCAUCUUGACGAUGAAGGAUAAGCUAGGAAUUCACCGUGAACUUGACAACUUGGACAUUCUGUCCACCAUCCAUGUUGAUCAGAACCUUGACAAUGAGCGUAAUAACGCCUCUGUCGAAGCGUCGACGUUGACUGUGCGGAGUCUGUGUCAGAAUGGUGAUGUUGCGCCAGAAGUUGAAGCGAAGUCACUCGGCUUGUUCAUGAAGAACCUUGGAGAUUUGGAUAAGAAGUUGGAGGGCGAUUACAGGAAGGAAUUGAAGGAGAUUCUUAAGAGAUUAGCCAAUAAGAAUAAGGCCAAACUUGCUGAGUUGCUUGGCCUCCAGAGCCAGGAGAGGCAGAAGACCCAGGAGAGCAUCAGGGACCUUCCCGAGGAGAAUCAGAAGGAGUUGAUGGAAUUGCUCCACCAGAAACACCAGACGGAACAGAAUGAACUUGCCUAUCGUCUCAAGCUUGAACAGGAUGAGGAGACAGAGAAUCUCAGAAAGGAAUUUGCCAUCAGACGUCGGAUGGGCAUCAAAGAUGGACAGCAACAUUUCCUGGAUGACAUUGCCCGUAACGGUGACCUCCAGCCCGAGCAGAUUGAUUGGCUGAUGAAGGAACAUGCGAAGAACCAGGCUAAGCUGGAGAUGCUCUACGAUGAGGAGAUUUCGCGGCAGCGCAUGGUCCUCGAGGAGAAACUGGCAAGGAGGAAGCAACUGGCCACUGAAACAGAAAUGCAAGAGGAGGAGCAUAGCGCUCUUCUGAACACGAUGGCCGGACAACAACUCGGAAUCAUCAAAAACAUGAAAAAGGAAGGUGUGAUCACGAAGGCUGAGAUGGAGGAGAUGAUAAGGAAACUGAAGGAAGACAUGCUGAAACUGAAGCAGAAGUUGGAAGAAGACCGGAAGAAGCAAGAAGAGAAAUUACACAAGGAGCUCAGCGCCAGGAAGAAAGCAAAGAUGGAGGCUAAGCAAAAGGAGAUUGAUUCACAGGUGGCCAACCUUGAAGCCAAGCACCACAAAGCUGCCCAAGCUGGUGACAAACCUGUCGAUCCAAUGACCUUGUUCGAGAGCCGCAUGACCAUGCUGUCACUUCAUCGUGGGGAACUGAAUGAUUUGGAGAACGCCAUUGAUAGAGAACAUGCCACAGAGCUUAAGAAGUUACGAGAAGGUUUCACGGAUGCAACGAAAGAUGAACUGGCUGCUAAUAAGGAGAAAUUGGUGGAGAAAUUGAGAGAGGAAGGAAUGACUGAUGCCCAAUUGAACAAGUUACUUCGACAACAUGAGAAGGAACUCCAGCAGCUUACGGCUGCUCAAGAAGAGGAGAGGUCCAUACAGCAUGACAGCUUCAAGCGGCGAUUGGCCAAGAACCGUAAGAAUUGGGACAAGAGAAAGUUGGAAGAAAAACAGGAGCAAGAACAGCUCAGGGCUCAUGAGGGCAAUGUUGUGAGGAACAUAAUCGAUAACCAGAUGUCCAUGUCGGACGCCGAGCGCGAGAGAAUCUUGAAGGAACAUGAGAAACAGAUGGUAAAACUGGAGAACAGUCUCACCCUGAAUAAACUGCGGCAGAAACGGAUGCUCGAGGACAAACUUGCCAAAAAACGUACCGCCCAGAUGGAACGCCUUGAGAAGAAACAAAUGAGUGAAUCAAAGGGAGGGGGCGGUACAAAAAUGAAACGUCGCCAAGGUGAAGAAGAGACUGAGGAUGAAGAUGAACUCGAAGACAAGAAACAACGUGAGCAGAUCAACAUGAUGAAGAAACACGCGGAGCAGAAGAUUGCUAUCCUGCAUGGAGAUAAACUCAAACUGGAGGACGAGUUGGAGGAGAUUCGUACCGAGAUGAUGCAGGAGCGAGCCUUGGCGUUGAAGGAACAAGAAGAGAGACUGGCGGCCAUGCUGGCAUCUCUUCAACUCGAGAAAGCCAAGGAGAUGGCACAGAUUGAAGAACAGCAGAAAGCCAUCAACAGCCUGAAGUCGAAUCUGAUGGAUGACCUUACAGACAAAGGGGUCCUUUCCAGUCCAGAAUGCCAGAAAGUCAUCGAGAUUCACCAAAAGGAGAAAGAAAAGUUGAACAAGAAAUUGGAUGCUCAGAAACAAAAACAGGAAAAGGUCCUGCGACAGCGUCUGGCUGAGCGUAUGGAGCAGAAGGAACAAGCCUUGAAAGAUAUCCAUGAGAAGGAACUCAAGGAGGUAAUUGGCGGUACGAAGAGUAAGGCUGCAUCGAAGAUCAAGCGGGUCUCUAUCAUGCAUAAGCAUAUGUUGGAGAUGGAGAAAUUCAAGAAUCGCAUGGACAAAGAGAUGAACCAGACUCUCGAAGACGUCCGACGCCAACACGAAAUAAGGAAGGCCGAAGCAGUCAAUUCCCAGGAAUUGGGGUUCAUCGCUGGCCUGGUUAGGUUGGGCUGCUUUCAAAAGGAGGAGCUGCUGGAUGUUCUGCGUAUGCUGUUCCCGCUACGACAGGAGGCGGAGAUAGCCGAGAUCUUCACACAGAUUUAUGACGAGAGCGUUCAGAUGCAACCAAGCAAGGGAGGACAUUCCCUGGCAGAGAGGAUAAGGGUGGCAACGUCUGCCACCUUUGAUGAGAGUCUACCAGCUUUGGGCAGGAGACGGAAAGUUAAAAAGACCAGCUCUGGAAUCAGCCUAAGGGAUCAACUACUUGGAAAACCACUUGGAAAUCGGGGGUCAGCUUUGGGCGGAUUUGAUGAAAAACCACGUCUCAGCCAUAGGCCAUCAAAAGGCUUCAUAUCGGAUGCUCUAGCGGAGCAGGAUAAAAAGCCACGUUUCAGUCGGGGUGGAUCUAUAGCAGAAAUGCAUCGGCCGAGCUUGAUGGAAUCUAAACCGCAUUUCAGCCGUGACACUCUUUCAAACCGACCAAAAUAUAGCAUCGCAGAAUCUGUCAUUGAUCGAGAAAUGGACUCGCUUGCUCUUGACUCGAAUGAGAGGCCAGAGCCAAUUGGUCAUAAUUCACCCGAACAUUAUGAGCGCUACAAUACAGAUAAAGAGGCCUUGUUGGGUUCGCAACAAUCUGGUCGUGGCCUCCCACCACUUCGAGCUUCACCGAGAAUGAGGAACAAUGAAUUCAUGUGAAAAAUAUUUAAGAUGCACUCUCAUAGCCCAAUAUAACAAAGAAAGAGGUUACGUUUUGUGAAUGUAAAUUUAGCAUUGUUGACAUAUUUUCGAAUGUAGGCAGGAGAUCAGUUAUGUAUCUUUUUGCAUUUUAUAGAAUAUUCCGUCCAAUUUCAACAGAGGUCCUACACUUUGAAUUGGUACAAGGAAUUGUAACCUAUCCAAGAAUUAAGAGUCUAUACUAAUUCAUGGUUGUUUUCAUUGAAAUUAUACUGCUGAUUCUACAGAAACCAUGACUAUUUUCAUAUUUUUUAUUUUCAAGUUAUUAGAUUUUCAAAAAUUUACAAUUUAAAAAAAACCCAUGGUAACGAGGUGGUCUUCUAAGUUCGUUAGAUUUGCUGGCUUCUUUUUUUUGUGACAUGCUGUAAUAAUUGAUGGGGAUCUGUACAUCCAAUGUUUUACACCUUCAAAUCUGACUUUAGUGGAGGCAGUUGCUGACAUAGCAGUAUAUGUAUUUUAUCCUAAAGUGUCUUUUGGAAAAGUCCCAGUUCAUUUUGCAUUAAUAUAUCUUUGAAUUUCACCCUUGAGAAAGUCAGGUUUGAAGAGGAAAUUUUUAAUUUAAUGUUGUAAAUCUUUCACGGCUGUUUAUUUUUCAAUUUUGUGCUUGAGGAUUUUAAGCACUCGCCGUCCAGAAUCAAUGUGAUCCCAUUAAUUUAACUUUACUUUGAAAUCCGUCCACACCAGUUUAUUUUUAUUUUCCGUCAUCUUGAGGCUUGGAAAUAUUUCUACUAUUUAAGUUUCAUGGAAUUGAAAAGUCUGGCAAAAUACUUUUGUUGUUUAUUUUCAACUGGAAAUAAAAUUAAUCCCGUCAAGUUUGCAACAAGUUAUGUUGCAAUAUAUAUUUUAUCUUAGAAUAUACUGUAUAGAUGCUAUUUAGCCAGUUUCAGUGCGUCUGUUUCACAUAGGCCUAUUGCACAUCAUAUAAGCCUCUUGUACAGGUGUCCCGAAACUGGCUAAAAAGCAUCCGCACAGGAUCUUAGGCCUAUCCUAUUUAUCAUUUUGUAGUUUAUGUUAUAAUGCAAUAAUGUUAAUGAUUUGUAUGUUUCUACAAAUAGUUAUAGUUAUUACUGCUGUAAAUAUAUGAUGGUACUCAAUAAAGUGUUA
This is a messenger RNA of Lineus longissimus, 6766 nucleotides long. RefSeq names its product limbin-like. Gene Ontology annotation, cellular component: plasma membrane protein complex; ciliary membrane. Gene Ontology annotation, biological process: smoothened signaling pathway. The record is from RefSeq and is a predicted model, not a curated record. The transcript is spliced from 29 exons. Bases 323 to 5623 code for a protein of 1766 amino acids. Lineage: Eukaryota; Metazoa; Nemertea; Pilidiophora; Heteronemertea; Lineidae.